AUGUUCAGAGACAGAACCAAUUUGUACUUAUCGUACAGAAGGACAAUUCCCAGGCGGCAGCAAAAUGCAGAUUCUCGUUUUGUGGCCCUAGCAGAGGAAGAGGAGGGCCUCAUGGGAUCCAGAAGGGUGUCAUCAAAUCAACUGAGGAAACCACAAUACAAGGAUUCAGCUCCGGAAGAGAUCGAGAUGAAGCCAAUAGCGCCUUCGAUCUUUGAUAUUUCCAAUGGAUUGGACGAGAACUUGGCCACAAUCAAGACCAAGACUAACGAAUUGAGCUCGCUCUACAAGAAGCUCCUAAUAACCAGAGACAACGAGAAACAACGCUUAGAGACAAGAAUCGAGGACCUCAAUUACGACACAACCAAGCUAUUCGAGAACUGUUACGUGCUUAUAAAGAAAUUUGAGUUUCUACAAAAGAAUUUCCAGCGCCUUAAGCUUGACUACACUCAGGACGAGCUUUCCAUCAUUGAAAACUACAAAAAGACAUACGCCUUGAAGAUCCAAGACAGCUCACUCAUUUACAGAAACUUGCAAAAUAACUACAUCAAAUUUUUGAAGGACGAUGAUGAUGCCGAGACCGACAGGCUCCUAUCGUCAGGAAACUCCUCCACGGUCGCACUUGACGAAGAAGACUCCAAGCAUAUCGAAGACUACUCCAAGAUGGUACUCCAGCAAGCACAAACUCAAAUUCAAAACAACCCCAAUUCCCAAAUAUUAGCGCAGCGCGAGCGUGAGAUUUCCAAAUUAGCUAUGGGAAUUCUCGAAAUCUCCACCAUCUUCAAGGAAAUGGAAACCCUCAUAGUGGAUCAAGGCAGUAUGUUGGACCGUAUUGAUUACAAUAUAUCAAGAACUGCCGAAGAUCUCAAAUCGUCCGAUAAAGAGUUGCUUAAGGCGCAGGUUUACCAAAAGAGGACCACCAAAUGCAAGAUCAUUUUUCUUUUGAGUUUGAUUGUUUUGGUCUUGUUCAUAGUGAUUGUGGUGAAGCCACACGGACUGACGAAGGUUGUCGAAAAGCCAGGAGGGGGCAAUUCAGGAUCCGACAAACCACCAGAGAGGCCGCUGCCAAAUGUAAAGCCUGAAGGCCAAUUGAGAGAUUGA
Molecule: messenger RNA, 1098 nt
Organism: Candidozyma duobushaemuli
Lineage: Eukaryota; Fungi; Ascomycota; Pichiomycetes; Serinales; Metschnikowiaceae
Gene: TLG2
Product: Tlg2p
Exons: 1
Coding region: 1-1098 (365 amino acids)
Biological process (GO): vesicle-mediated transport; intracellular protein transport; vesicle fusion
Cellular component (GO): endomembrane system; membrane; SNARE complex
Molecular function (GO): SNAP receptor activity; SNARE binding
Source: RefSeq, a predicted model, not a curated record